This is a messenger RNA of Dioscorea cayenensis subsp. rotundata (Guinea yam), 1787 nucleotides long. RefSeq lists its product as uncharacterized. The record is from RefSeq and is a predicted model, not a curated record. Lineage: Eukaryota; Viridiplantae; Streptophyta; Magnoliopsida; Dioscoreales; Dioscoreaceae.
UACUUCUUUCUUGCACCUCCAUCCAUGGCCUACAUCCCUCCCCAUAAGCGACAUUCCCUCGACUCCUGCAACCGCCCGCUUUCUCCGGCACCUCCCCCCUCCUCUAUCCUCCCCAGUUUCUCCAAAGCCCUUUCUCUAAGCAACCACAAGUCCAACAAGGACCCCGUGAUGGCGCUAAGAUCAUCUACGCACCCAGCUCCAUCUCCCGCUGGUUCCCCUCCGGAGAUCCUGCUAACCCUUCCCUGCGCCUUGAACCUGUUGAUCGGAUUUGGCGGCAAGUCUUUCCUCCUCACCGGCUGUGGUGUUGAUCCCCAAGAAGAAAGCCCAUGGAUUUCGAUUGCUGAGAGGAUUGAACAGGAUUUGGUGGCUGCCGCCAUGAGUGCGAGGGUUGGAAUGGAGUCGAAGACAGAGAGGGUGAGGUUUUCGUUCCUGGCUCGGAUUGGCAAAGUCUUCCUUCAUGGCUCUUCAGUUUCACUAAAGUCUGUCAGGAAAGCUGCAGCUACGGAAUCAGAUUCCAGGAACCAAGUGUAUAAGUCCUUUAACACAAGUGUUCCCAUUGAAUACAUGGAAACAAUCCAGCAGAUCGUUGUUCCAAAAAUUGGGCUUGAAAUUGAUUCAAAGAAAGAACAUUACUAUGUUAAGGUUUAUGAUAAAGAUCGACCUGGUUCACUUAUUUCAUGCAAGUGCACAAUUGGUAAUGGUGGGGAACUCGAAAUCAGAAAGAUUGAACUGAAUGAUGUCCUGCACCUGGUAGUCGAUGUCUCAUGCCUCUGCAAGGAUAUGGAUCUUAGGUUGAUGCUGCUAACUAAAAAGGUUUUGAAAUCUGUCAAUGAUGAGGAAGAAGGUGGCAUAAAUAAACUAAUAAAAUCAGCUAUAGUUGAUCCAAAUGUAAAAGGGGGACUGAGAUGGCCUCUUGGAAAGGAGUGUUUGGCCGAGAGAUUCAGUGUAGUUGGAGUCUGGCAUACCAAAUAUGAAUUAUUCAGAGGUCGGUCAAUGAAACUUAGGUUGAGACAUGCUAACCGUUAUGAUUAUAAAACUUCAGCAGGAGAAGUUUCUGAGGAGGUUAUACUAAAACUAACUGGUAUAUCAAAGCUGCUUAAAGAAAAGGAUAUGAUAUCCGAUUCUCUCAGAGAGAUGAUGCAGGAGGCUGUAAAACUAAUCUGGCUAAAUUUUCUUAAGUUCUAAUCAGAGGUACACACAAUGGUAUUUGUUUUUAUUUUGUUUUGUAUGCUUUUUUCACAUGAUGAAAGGGCUAGUUUUUGUAUACUCUUGGAAAGAAAGUAGAUUGUCCUAUAUAUCCCUUGAAAAAUUUGAUGUUUUCUUUUGCCCUCUUUUGCUCACCUGUCAUAUAUGUAUGACAAAUAAUUGGAAUGUGUUAGUCUACUCAAAUUGAUUUAAGAACCUCAAUUAUUUUCCUUUUUUUGUGCAUAUAAAAGUGCAUUAAAAUUAUUUUUUAAAAACAUAGUUUAGUUGGUAUAUAUUUAAUCAUAAAGCCCUUAAUUCCGCAAACAUAAGAUAAACUAGUGAAGAAUAGAGGAUCAUGGUGGGAUAAAUUGAGUUAAACUGCGUUUCGGAUCAGAACUAGUGGACAUUUUUGGCUUGACCUCAAAUUUAUUUAACUGAGAAUAAAAUUAAAUAUUUUUUUAACUUAAAAUUUUUAUUUUCUUUUAUUUUAAAGUGAAUAAACCACUUAAAGUGAAAAAAAAAGAGUACAAAACAAAAGAGAUAGAAUAUAGAGUGCUACAAACAAUAUAGAUAGCAAAUACAGACAUAUACAGACAAUAUAG